Molecule: messenger RNA, 684 nt
Organism: Paramecium sonneborni
Lineage: Eukaryota; Ciliophora; Oligohymenophorea; Peniculida; Parameciidae
Source: the annotation of a GenBank genome assembly
UUUAUAUUAAAUGAACAGAAGAAAGAGUCCUAUGUAUAAAUCACCUGGAUUGAGUCCAAAUAUUAAGCCUGGGUUAUUUUCUAAUCCAUCAGAAUUGAAUAGAUUAAAUAAAUAGAAAACUAUGAAAGUGGAUGAAUCUCAAUCUCCAAUAUUGAAAGAGAGCAAAGAAACAAAAAUACCUCCAAAAUUACAAAAGAGUUAUAGGUUAGUUUACAUAUUUGUAUAGAAGUGCUACAAAAUUAUUCAGUAAUAAUAUAAAAGUGGUAAAACAAUAGCCUGAAGAGAAAGAGGAUAAAAUCAUGGAAACUCUAUAGAAAUUAUAAAAAGAAUUAAUGGAAUUCAAGGAAAAUAUAGAAUAAAGCUAAGUGACUAAUAUUGAAGAAUGGUGUUGUGAAAUAUUAGAGAAAUUGAAUUAGAUUAAAGCAAAUAUUGAAAGUAAUUAAAUAUUGAUAUUUUAGAAAAGGAAGAUCAUUCAGCUUGUGAUGCUGUGAUGCAAUAGUAAUAUUUUUAAAUUAUAUAGAUAGAGAAAUAUUAACAAAAUUAUUGAAAGAACUAUAAGAAGAAAAGAAGGAACGUUAUAGGAUUGAAGAGGAAGCCACAAAUUUAAUUACAGAGUAAGAGAUUGAAAUAAAUCGUUUGGAAAAAGAAUUAAGAUUAUUGGAAGAGAAACACUAAUUAUAAUGA